Molecule: messenger RNA, 876 nt
Organism: Megalobrama amblycephala (Wuchang bream)
Lineage: Eukaryota; Metazoa; Chordata; Actinopteri; Cypriniformes; Xenocyprididae
Product: zinc finger and SCAN domain-containing protein 29-like
Exons: 3
Coding region: 3-806 (267 amino acids)
Source: RefSeq, a predicted model, not a curated record
AAAUGUCGGUGCGAAGUGAAGCUUGGUCGACCCAGGAAGUGCAGACCUUCCUGGGUAUCAUCAGCGAGGAAAGGGUGCAAAGGGAACUCGAUGGCAUGGUGAGAAACGAAAAAGUGUUCCAGUAUGUUUCUGAGAGGAUGGCUGAAGAGGGGUUCCAACGGACGCCCGAGCAGUGCCGCGUUAAAUGCAAGAAGCUGCGGAGCGAAUACCGUAAGGUGAAAGACCACAACAGCCGGAGUGGUGUAAACAGAAAGAACUGGAAAUGGUUCGAUAUGUUGGACGCUAUCUAUGGACACAGACCCGCGAAUUUGGGAAGAGGAGGCGGCGUCGAUACGGCAACGUCUCUGCUGGAGUCAAUGAUGGAGUCUGCCGCUGAGGAUCCUAUCAGUCAGGAGGAAACCACAGAGGAACUGUCCACCUUUGAGAACUUGCCUGCAACUUCGAGUUCGCUUGCAAGUACACCGACAUCACCAGAAUCGACGCCAUCGCCUGCGAGAGCACCCCGUUGUACGCCCAUCAGCAAGAGAAAAAGGGGUCAGCAGGAUGUUGCUGCAGCCCUGUUGGAGAUGCAGGCCGCUGAUGAGAGGCAGCAGGACUGGCAAGAGAGGAUGGAGGAGCGUCGUGACCGACGUUUUGAGUUGAUGCUGGAGGAGGCCCAUGAGGCAAGGCGGCAUGAGGCCGAACUCACCCGGCAACACAUGGAGCAGACUGAAAGCUUCAAUCAGGCCUUCCUCAGCACACUUGGUCAGCUGGUGCAGGUGUUGAGCAGCAGCAGCCGUGAUCCUGUGCCUCCAUCCAGCCACUAGUUGUUGUUACACAGCUCAUUGUUUUGUAGCACUUGUUUUACUUUUUUCAAAUUAAAUAAUUUUUCCAUUA